GCCAACGCCUGGAGACCACCAUCACCAACCGGAACCAUACUCACAGCGUUCCUCGCAGCUACCUUCACCCUUUCCCUUGUCCUUCACCCACCAUGCCGAAAGCACCCACUUCAAAAGGCAAAGCUCGUUCUUCUGCCCGCUCCGGUCCCUCCUUCACCUCUGCUCCCCCUUCACGGAGUACCGCUCUUCCUGUGCAGCUCAAGGCAGACGACCAGACUAGCAAGUUCGGUACCGUCAGUCAGGUCGGGCGUAGGAACAAGAAGAAGGGCAAGCGGACAGACGACGACAAUGAUGAUGCAGCCGGGGACGCAGUAGCUUCCACCUCGGACGCUGCAGGCAGUGGCUCUUUUGUCACCGGCGGGAAAGCGGGAGGAGCUAGGACGGAGAAGUACGUGGAUAAACGGCUCAGUGGGAAGAUUCUCCGACUGGCUAGGGAGCAGCAAGAAGAGAUUGAAAGAGAGGAGGAAGAAGCGGAAGAGGCGCUCGCUCUAGGUGCGGAGAGCAGCCGGCAGGCGAAGCUACAACAGCAUCGAUCUGCCUCUGGGAUGAUGCCCAUGGACGAUGACGAGGCAGGGGACUCGAGCGAUGAUGGGGAGCUGGAGGAGCUACCCUCUGACGAAGAAGAAUUCGAAUACGAAGGAGUCGAGAUCGACCCAGAGGAUGCCGAACUCAUGGAGAGAAUGAGGGAAGAUAGGCUGAAUGAGAAUGGCGAAGCUGGAGGGCGGAGGACACUGGCUGAUAUGAUCAUGGACAAGAUUGAAGCAGCAGGCGGUGACAGAGAAGUAGGCGCGGAAGCCGAAGACGAUGAUGGCCUCGUCCAUGGAAUGAACCCCAAGAUCGUAGAGGUCUAUACAAAAGUCGGCGAGCUUCUGUCGCGCUACAAGUCCGGACCCCUGCCGAAAGCCUUCAAGAUCCUACCAUCUCUGCCGCACUGGGAAGUGGUCCUAUCCCUCACAUCGCCAGACCGCUGGACACCUCAUGCCACUCUCUCCGCUACCCGUAUCUUCGUCUCUAACCUCAAGGCAGCUCAAUCGCAGCGCUUCUUCGAGCUGGUAUUGCGAGAGAAGUUCAGAGACGAGAUUGACGAACACAAGAAGACGAGCUACCAGAUUUACGAAGCCUUGAAAAAGGGGCUGUACAAGCCAGCUGCAUGGUUCAAGGGCAUACUCUUCCCUCUAUGCGAGAGUGGCACGCUCACACUCAAGGAAUCGGCUAUCCUGUCCUCUGUCCUGACAAAGGUGUCCAUCCCCAUGCUCCACUCGGCAGCAGCUCUUCUGCGCCUGUCAGAGAUGGCCUACUCGGGUCCCAAUUCGCUCUUUAUCCGCGUACUGCUAGACAAGAAGUACGCCCUGCCUUACAAGGUCGUCGAUGCCCUCGUCUUCCACUUUUUGCAAUUCUCGCCCGAAGGCUCGGGUGUAGAGAAGAUCAAGGAGGGACCCAAUGCCGGCUCGAUGAGGAUGCCUGUUCUGUGGCAUCAGUCGCUUCUGGUCUUUGCGCAGAGGUACAAGCAGGAUCUCACUCCAGACCAGAAGAUUGCCCUGUUGGAUCUGCUGAGGGUGCAGAAGCAUGAUGGGAUUGGGCCGGAGGUGAGGAGGGAGCUGAGCACGGGUCAGGCGAGGGGAGAGAUGAUGGAUGAGCCUGUUGAUGAAGACGACGAUGACAUGAUGUCUGUUUGAGCAAUUCCUAUCUUCAUGCUACCCCUAGUCGUAGUCGCGAGUAUCGUACAGA
Messenger RNA from Microstroma glucosiphilum, 1728 nucleotides. RefSeq names its product Bystin-domain-containing protein. Lineage: Eukaryota; Fungi; Basidiomycota; Exobasidiomycetes; Microstromatales; Microstromataceae. Gene Ontology annotation, biological process: rRNA processing. The record is from RefSeq and is a predicted model, not a curated record. The transcript has 2 exons. Gene Ontology annotation, molecular function: snoRNA binding. Gene Ontology annotation, cellular component: cytoplasm; nucleolus; preribosome, small subunit precursor. The coding region runs from base 93 to 1676 and encodes 527 amino acids.